UUCUGAUCACUAGCCCACAGCUUUAACCACUGAGCCAUAAGUCUUUAUAAGAAAUCGAGAUUUUUAUGACGUGGGAAUAAGAAGAGAAGAUACACAAUGAAUAAAGUAUGGGGGCAUCUAAAAGAGAAGACAUCAGUAUUUAUACAUUUUAUACUAUUGCUUCACGUUAUUUUUUUUAGUUGCCAAUGAGUUGAAGCAGAUCUCUCAGAUGUGGCAGGAGAUGAGCCAGCACCACAAGACAACUUGUCUGGAGCUGCGAUGUGACAUUGAGGAUAAAUAUAGAGGGAGCUCCAUUAUUCAGGGUAUGGUGGCUCAUAUGCACAAACAAUAUGGACCACUAUGGGUUUCAGAAGACUGCACCUACCAGACUUACCCACCACCUUCACUACACUCUCUUCUAAAGCUAGUACUGGUCCCUUAUACAGACACCACAUCUGCCCUAGCCAUUAUAAUGUAUUUUGUUCUGGAUGUGUCUAACAUGCAGUGUAAAGGUGACCUCCUGGAGUCUUUCUGUCAUACCUUUAGCAUACCAUCCAGCUUCUCCCAACAGAUCUAUGGAUUGUGGCUCCUAGACCAUGGCUUUGUAUCUAAUUCACUUGGAAAGCUUUUGAGCCCAGAGAGCAGUUCAGCAUGGUUAUCAUGUCACAGUUAUGCUGUGUUAAGGACCUUGCUGAGACAGGGGCAGAGACAAGCAGCACUGAAGUACCUUUACUACACCAAGCCUGCUAUAGAGAAUACUCAGGAUGCCAGACUGUAUGUGGAUGUGCUCAUACAGAACAAGUAUAUGAAAAUAAAUCUUAUUGACUGCCAUAUAAGUAGGUGUCAUUAUAAGUAGGAUUUAAACCAUGGUAUCCUCAUUACAUCUUAUAUUCCAGAAAACAUAUAAUAGUGUGCCAUAUUAAGAUUGAGCUAGAUCAGUCAAGUUUUCUUUUUUGUGUCAUUUGGAUAUAUUCUUUCAGCCAUGUUGCUGAGGCUCAGAUUCUGCUCAAACGGUGCGAACCAGGAAGUGAAUAUCUACUCGAGCAGUUCAUAUGUGGCUGUGAAAAUCCCAAUCUCUGUGGAGAAGUACUGGCCAGUGUAUCUAAGGUGAUACAGUAAGAUGUGCUUUUCCUUAUUGAUUACUCAUGGCUCAAAAAUGACACUAGCUAUUGUAUACAGAAAAUUACUUCGUAAGUGUCUAUAAAACUAAUUCACGGGUGUUAUAAAUUUAUCAUAGUUCAACUAUU
Molecule: messenger RNA, 1226 nt
Organism: Ictalurus furcatus (blue catfish)
Lineage: Eukaryota; Metazoa; Chordata; Actinopteri; Siluriformes; Ictaluridae
Product: protein ELYS-like
Exons: 4
Coding region: 209-835 (208 amino acids)
Source: RefSeq, a predicted model, not a curated record